AUAGAAGUAGAUAUAAAUAAUUUAGCUGAAGUUAGUUCCAACUCAAGAGAUUUUUCAGAAGAAAAUUAUGAUGUAAUGAAAUAUAGACGAGAGAAAUAUGCUAUAUAUAAAAAGAAGUUUAAUACCGCAUUAGAGUUGUAUGAACGAGAAAUUAAUAAUGAUAAUUUUGUAAAUAACUUCGAUAAGUUAAUGAUGCCAAUUUUAAAAGAAAUUGAUGACUGUGAAUCGGUAUUACAAUCCCAUAAACAACAAGCUACUUGGAAAACACAAGGAAAACUUGCCUUCUGA
Messenger RNA from Dentiscutata erythropus, 288 nucleotides. Lineage: Eukaryota; Fungi; Glomeromycota; Glomeromycetes; Diversisporales; Gigasporaceae. The record is from the annotation of a GenBank genome assembly.